This is a messenger RNA of Arabidopsis arenosa, 1115 nucleotides long. NCBI's taxonomy places the organism in Eukaryota, Viridiplantae, Streptophyta, Magnoliopsida, Brassicales, Brassicaceae. The record is from the annotation of a GenBank genome assembly.
ACUCCUUGUAUGAAACCAACAAACUUAAGCCCAAGUUAUCAACUCAAAAUUGACCGUAAGAUAUACGGCGCCGUUUUUGUAGACCUGAGUGUGAUUAAAGUGAGCUGUUAAAUCUUCACUUAACCCCAUUUUAAAUCACGAAAUUAGAGUGGCGAUUAAAAAAUAUAAAGUAAAGUUUUUUCAGUGAUUUGUUUUCAUUUAUUUAAAUUUUAAAAUUAAUCCAAUUUAUCGUUGACGGAAAAUUUGGGAGAAUAUUCUCGAUGGGGAAAGGAGGAGGAUGUGUUCCGAGCAAGAAGAAGAAGCCGUCGUCUCUCGCCACCACCGGCGAUGGUCCCGGAAUCGACGAUGAUAACGACGCUACUAAUGCUCCGAUCCAAAUUGAUGAUGAUCAAACCACCAUUGACGGCGAUCGAACAACGGCGACGAAUACUGCAGGAACAACAACACCAGCGAUUUCUACGGCUGCUAAGAUCUCGUCACCGCUCAAGAUCUUCGUCGUGUUCUAUUCGAUGUACGGACAUGUUGAGAGCUUAGCGAAGAGGAUGAAGAAGGGAGUGGAUAGUGUUGAAGGAGUGGAGGCGUCGCUGUACAGAGUUCCGGAGACGCUUUCGCAGGAGGUUGUUGAGCAGAUGAAGGCGCCGGUUAAGGAUUUGGAGAUUCCGGAGAUUACGGCGGCGGAAUUGGCGGCUGCUGAUGGAUUUUUGUUUGGGUUUCCGACUAGGUAUGGUUGUAUGGCUGCGCAGAUGAAGGCGUUUUUUGAUUCGACGGGAUCAUUGUGGAAGGAGCAGAGUCUUGCUGGUAAGCCUGCUGGAUUCUUUGUGAGUACUGGGACUCAAGGAGGUGGUCAAGAGACUACUGCAUGGACAGCAAUCACACAGCUGGUGCACCACGGGAUGCUAUUUGUACCCAUAGGCUACACAUUUGGAGCUGGAAUGUUCAAGAUGGACUCGAUCCGUGGAGGCUCACCUUAUGGAGCUGGUGUGUUUGCUGGUGAUGGCUCAAGAGAAGCAACAGAAACAGAAUUGGCUCUUGCUGAACAUCAAGGAAACUACAUGGCUGCAAUAGUCAAGAGACUUGCUCAACCUUAAAAGAAAAAACAAAAAUUGCUUCUUUUA